This is a messenger RNA of Heterotrigona itama, 445 nucleotides long. Lineage: Eukaryota; Metazoa; Arthropoda; Insecta; Hymenoptera; Apidae. The record is from the annotation of a GenBank genome assembly.
UUAACGUCGGUUCACAGUUCGACGUCCUCGGCCCGUAGUUACAGCGCGCGACGACUCGAGAAGGAGAGAAACGAGAAGGAGCAACGACAGGCGUUGCAAGACUUGAGAUUGGCCAAACAACGGGAGCAACAGCAGCAACAACAACAGCAACAACAGAUCGCCCCUACGCCCAGUCCUAGAACUCCACACUCUAUGGACGAGCUGUUGCCAUCCGUGGAGGAAGGGAAGGAAGUGUUUUAUAACGAGGUGCCGACGACAUCGGACAUGACCGAAGAAACGCCAGUGAUGACGACGGCCAUCACGACAACCAACGUGAACGCAACAAGAUUCGGCGAAAUGGCUCCCGUCACGACCUCGACAACGUCCAUCUUCGAAACGAACAUCGCGCCCCGUGCCACCGGUGACAUUUUUCAAGUGUAGUUAAGAACUAAUAAAAAAAAAAAGA